UAAAAACUUUCGUUUCAUUCAGAAUAUUUAUAUAAUUAUGGAUAAUCUCUGCUCUUGGCUUCAGUUUCACUCUCACUGCUGCUACCUGCAAUCGCCUUCUCCGUUUCGCCAAGAACUGGUUAGUGCUCGAUCGAUCCAAUUCCAUACUCAUGGCUGCAUGAGCUAGCUGAGGUUGAAGACGAUGGAGGCCGCGCUCCUGAGCGGAUUCAUCAAGGCCAUCCUGCCGAGGCUCGUCUCCCUCGUCGACGACAAGCACAUGCUGCACAAGGGCGUCAAGGACGACGUCCGGUUCCUCCUCAAGGAGCUCCGCAUGAUCCUCGGCGCCAUCGACGACGACCUCUCCCUCGACCGCGGCGCCGCCGCCGCCGCCGCCGCCGUCCAGAGGCUGUCCGUGGAGGAGCUGCGGGAGCUGGCCCACGGCAUCGAGGACUGCGUCGACGGCGUCCUGUACCGCACCGCCAGGGAGCAGCAGCUCCCGUCGUCCCUGCUCCGCCGCACGGCACGGGUCCCCAGGAAGCUCCACGCCAACCUGCAGGUGGCGCAGGAGCUGCGGCGGCUGAGGAGGAUGGCGGAGGAGGCGAACCAGCGGAAGCAGAGGUACACGGCGAUCUCCUCCUCGGCUGCGGCGCAGGUGGAUGGGCCGUCCUCCUCCUGUGCGUCGGAUCCGCGCAUCCACGAGGCGGACCUGGUCGGCGUCGACGCGGACCGGGAGCAGCUCUUGGAGCAGCUGGCGGAGCGGCAGCCGGAGCAGCUCAAGGUGAUCGCCAUCGUCGGGUUCUGUGGCCUGGGGAAGACCGCCCUCGCGACGGAGGUGUACAACCGAGUGACCGGCGGCGGCGGGAGAUUCGAGAGGUACGCGUGGGUCUGCGCUGCCCAUCGGAGUGCACGGGAGGUGCUCGGAGAAUUGCUCAGCAAACUUGACACGGAGGGUCGUUCCUGCUCUGGUGGUGGGGUCUCUGAUGCCGGCCAGCUCACUGUAGGUAUCAAACAACAAUUGGAGAACAAGAGGUACCUCAUUGUUAUUGAUGAUAUUCAAACAGAAGAUCAGUGGAAAAACAUCAAAACGGCAUUCCCUGUUGAUAAGGGUAUUGGCAGCAGAAUACUGGUGACGACGACCAUCCAAUCAGUAGCUAAUGCCUGCUGUUCUGCUAACGGGUAUUUGCACAAAAUGAGCAGACUUGAUAAGAACUGCUCAAUGCAAUUGUUCUCAAAGAAAGCUUGCCCGGAGAGGUUUUCACACUAUAAGCAGCCAGAUUCAGCAGCAAUUUUGAAGAAAUGUGAUGGCCAGCCACUUGCUCUUGUCACCGUAGGAGAAUUUCUACAAGCAAAUGGCUGGCCAACAGGGCCUAACUGUGAAGAUGUUUGCAACCGGCUGCAUUAUCACCUGGAGAAUGACAAAACAUUUGAAAGGAUGCGACGUGUGUUGAUUCGUAACUACACCAGUCUACCUGGCCAUGCUCUCAAGGCCUGCUUACUAUAUUUUGGUAUGUUCCCAUGUGAUCAUCCUAUCAGGAGGAAAAGUCUGUUGAGGCGAUGGUUAGCUGAGGGAUUUGUAGAACCACUGUCUUCAUCUAGUAAUCUAGAUUCCACAGCUGCCUUUGAUUUGCUAAUGGACCGGAGCAUCAUUGAACCCAUCAAUGUAAGCAACAAUCAUAAAGUGAAGACAUGCCAAACUUAUGGUAUGAUGCGUGAAUUCAUAUUGCACAUGUCCAUCUCUCAGAACUUUGUCACCUUCUUUUGUGAUGAGAAGUUCCUGCGCAGAUAUGUUCGUCGGCUUUCUCUCCAUGGUGACACUGUUGUAGAUGAUAAUUUCAACAGUAUUGAUUUAUCACUUGUGCGGUCUCUGGCAGUCUUUGGGGAGGCAGGUAAAACUGUAUUAGACUUCAGCAAGUAUCAGUUGCUGCGAGUCUUGGAUCUUGAAAAAUGUGAUGAUUUGAAGGACGAUCAUCUCAAAGAAAUAUGCAAUCUGGUGCUUCUGAAAUAUUUGAGCCUUGGAAGCAAUAUCACCAAACUUCCAAAAGAUGUUGCCAAAUUGAAAGACUUGGAGGCCCUUGAUGUAAGGAGAACAAAAAUAAAGAUAAUGCCAGUUGAAGUCUUCCAGUUGCCAUCUCUAAUUCAUCUGCUUGGACAAUUUAAGUUCUCAGAUAAAGUUAAGCAGAAGACUGAAGUACAAGAAUUUCUCUUGAAAGGAAAAAGUAACUUGCAGACAAUAGCAGGAUUUGCUAGUAAUGGAAGCGAAGGGUUUCUGGGUCUUUUGAGUUAUAUGAAUAAAUUGAGAAAGUUGAAGAUUUGGUGUAAGUCGUCUGUGGGUAACACCAACUGGACUGAUCUUAGGGAGGCUAUUCAACAGUUCAUUCUGGAUGAAAAGGAAGCAAAUAUUGGUACUCGUUCCUUAUCACUUCAUUUCACUGGAUGCUCUGAAGACAUACUAGAUUCCUUAAAAGAACCCUGCUACCUCAGCUCGUUGAAAUUACAUGGGAACUUCCCCCAAUUGCCUCAGUUUGUUACAUCACUUCGUGGUCUCAAGGAGCUAUGCCUUUCGUCUACUAAAUUCACAACAGACAUUCUUGAAGCUUUGAGUAAUUUGAGAUACUUGCAGUAUCUCAAACUGAUUGCUGACGAACUUGAGCAGUUCACCAUAAAAGAUCAGGGGUUCUCCAGGCUGCUACGCCUUUGUAUUGUGCUGCAAUACCCAACAUUCCCAAUAAUUCAAGAAGGCGCCUUGCCAUUCCUUGUCACACUUCAGCUGCUCUGCAAAGAUCUGCAUGGCCUUUCUGACAUCAAAAUUCGAUGUUUUGAGCAUCUUCAGGAGGUAACUCUUGAUUCUAGAGUCAUUCCAGCAACAAGACGGGAAUGGGCUAAGGCCGCUAAGGAGCAUCCGAAUAGGCCAAAAGUAUUGCUUCUCAAAUCUGGUGAUACAGCAGGGGAGCAUGCAGACGAUUCUAUUGUACUAGAGUCAGCCCAAAGUGGGACUACAGAAAAUUCUAUUGUACCAGAUGGACCAGAACAAGUGACUAAUGUGAACAAUAGAAUGCAACUUGAAGAGGGAUUAGAAUCCUCUUGUGUGCUGAACAAACCAAACAAUUUUGCAGACCAAUUAAGCUCAAAAGAUCAACUGCGCUAUUCUUUCAACAAUAUGGGGCUUUCAGAUGACUCUCCUUCUGCAAGUGAUUUGCCUAAUGGCGUGGUAUCUUAUUGUACAUGACAAAGAUCUUGAAUCUUCAUGUAGUCUCUAGGGUGCAGACAUGGUAGCUGCUGCUCAAACAGAGGAGACGAACAGAUUUCUUCUUCAGGGAAUACAGGGGGGAUUAAUACUGGGUAAGCAGCAGCUGAAAUGAAGCAUCAACAUUACAACUUGGUAUUAGUUGACUUGACUCCAAUGUAAGAUGGAUGUGAAUAUGAUUGGUCUGGUGAUAUUGAUGAUGAUACAGACAAGCUGUUUAGGCAAUGGUCAAUGAUGAUACAGAGUUCAGUGCCCCUAACUAGAGAUGGCAAUGGGGACCCAUAACUCGAUACCCGAUGGGUUUUUACUCCAUUAGGUGGUGUUUAUAGUUUAAAUAUUGUAUCCACGGGUAUAUAAAUGGGUAAAAUGUGUACCCAUCGGGUGAGCCAGGUAUGGGUAUGUUUCCUCAUCACCCAUACCUGUUAAUCCGUGGAUAAAAAUUACCCAAACAGCAGAAUGGUGAUAUAUCGGUGAUAUUAAGAUGCACUGAUUGAGUGUUUGAACUUAUUCUCUAUGCUUGGUGUUAUUCUACAUGUUAACAUGGCCACAUGGGUGAUGAAACGAUGAGUUAUGCAUUGUUUGAAUCAGUACUCCUAUUGUUUUUGGA
Messenger RNA from Oryza brachyantha (malo sina), 3830 nucleotides. Its product is annotated as disease resistance protein RGA4-like. The record is from RefSeq and is a predicted model, not a curated record. NCBI's taxonomy places the organism in Eukaryota, Viridiplantae, Streptophyta, Magnoliopsida, Poales, Poaceae. Gene Ontology annotation, biological process: defense response to other organism. Gene Ontology annotation, molecular function: ADP binding.